This is a messenger RNA of Schizosaccharomyces octosporus yFS286, 1455 nucleotides long. Its product is annotated as Sad1 interacting factor 2. Bases 249 to 1403 code for a protein of 384 amino acids. NCBI's taxonomy places the organism in Eukaryota, Fungi, Ascomycota, Schizosaccharomycetes, Schizosaccharomycetales, Schizosaccharomycetaceae. The record is from RefSeq and is a predicted model, not a curated record. The transcript is spliced from 5 exons.
CGCUUUGUUUUAUAUGUGAUCACAACUUUAGUGUGAAUUGCCGACCAUGAAAGGUGUUUAUAUUGAGUAACGCAAGAAUGCAUUCUUUCUAGAGGACAUUAGGCUACAUUUGCCUAUUUGACAUUCAGGUAUAUCUUCCUCUUUUCACCAUACUUGAAUUUGUUCUCGGUUUACGGGUAGACACCUACCCUUACGCAUUCACUCAUUCACUACUGCUAGUAUCCAAGCACCCAUUCCCCGUCAAGAUUAUGAGCUCAAGAAUUGGGCCUCAAAGGUCUACGAAAACUGCCGCAAAACUUAGAUUACUACCUUCAACAGAAGAAUUCGCUGACUUUAGACGACAGGACACCGGUCGUGAAGUAUAUUCACAACUUCCCCAUAUUGAAGGAUCCACAGCUAGAAAAGAUGCAGAAUAUUUAGGGAAACGACAUCGUGAUCAUUUACCUCGUGUAACUGCUUACUGUACAUGUGAUACUUUUCGGGUAGAUUUGCUUUUCAAGUUUUUCCAAUCUCGUCGAAGUAGCCAUAAAACAAGACCUAAACAGUUUGAUGAAUGCAUAUAUAGCCCAUACAGCUAUGGCAGUGAAGAAACCGUAGACUUACUUGGAGACGACAUUGAACCAGACGGGAAAUCUGCUGGCGGUGGCUCCACUACAACUCAUGAUACCAUCCACAAUGACAUCUUUGAGACAGGGUUAGACAGAAAUCAGCCCUUGUUUCGAGAAGUAUUUUGUUUUAGCUACGGAGUGGUUGUACUAUGGGGAUUUACAAUCGAAGAAGAACACCGGUUUUUACGAGAAUUAAGUCGUUUUGAAAUUGAAAAACUAAAAAUGGAUGACAUUGAAGUCGAAGAGUUUAAUUAUUACGUUACUAAUCUUUAUCAACCAAGAAUUUUUAAUGACUUUAUUGCUCUGAGAGACGCCUCUAAUUACAUGAUUCGUUUGUCUAUAUCCCAUGCAAUAGCACAAUCAGUUAAAAUUUCUCUUUUCGAAGAGCUCGUCAACGAAACAAUUGAUGCUACCAAAGAUACACCACAGAUGAUUGCCGAGUCUGGUAGAAUUAAACUGAAAAGGGAAGAGAUUAUGAUGGCUGUCGGCCAGUUAUUUAUUUUACGAAUUAAUAUCAAUUUACAGGGAAGCGUUUUGGAUAGUCCCGAGUUAAUGUGGACAGAACCGCAGCUUGAGCCUAUUUACACAGCAGCAAGGUCUUAUUUAGAAAUCAAUCAGCGUGUUGCUCUGUUAAACCAGCGUGUUGAAGUAAUAGGUGAUUUAUUAUCUAUGCUAAAAGAGCAAAUCACGCAUACUCACGACGAAUCUUUAGAGUGGAUUGUUGUAAUACUUAUGGCUUUGCUUGUUCUCAUUGCCAUCUUUAGCAUUUUGGUUGACUUGAGGUUUUUCAAGUAGUUGGGUAUAGGUCGUUUUAUCAAUAAUUUAUUUAUUUUUUAUGAAAAAACCA